Moesziomyces antarcticus is the source of this 681-nucleotide messenger RNA. RefSeq names its product sm-like ribonucleoprotein. Gene Ontology annotation, molecular function: RNA binding. The transcript is spliced from 3 exons. Bases 1 to 681 code for a protein of 226 amino acids. Gene Ontology annotation, biological process: mRNA splicing, via spliceosome. The record is from RefSeq and is a predicted model, not a curated record. NCBI's taxonomy places the organism in Eukaryota, Fungi, Basidiomycota, Ustilaginomycetes, Ustilaginales, Ustilaginaceae. Gene Ontology annotation, cellular component: U4 snRNP; U5 snRNP; catalytic step 2 spliceosome.
AUGCCUCCCACAAAGCCCAAGGGCGGCAAGAUGAUGUCGCUCAUCAACUACCGCCUGCGCAUCACGCUCAACGACUCGCGCCAGAUCGUCGGCCAGCUGCUCGCUUUCGACGCUCACAUGAACCUUGUGCUCGCCGACUCGCAAGAGUACCGCAAGAUCAAGUCCAGAAAGGCCAAGGCACGCGCGGCUACAGCGGCUGAUGCGGGCAAGGCAACUGCGGAAGAUGACGAGGAUGACGAUGCAGCAAUGGCAGGCGCAGCAGAUGCUGUCCUCGAGCAGAAGAGGACGCUCGGUCUGCUCAUCCUCCGCGGCGAACACAUCGUGAGCAUGGCCAUCGAGGCACCUCCCCCGGCAGACGAUAGAACGCAACCUACAAUGCAGCCCGGCCCUGGCAAAGGUGCGCCGAUGGGACGAGGCAUGGGGUUGGCCGUGCCGCCCAUGGCAGGCGCACCGCCACCCAUGAUGGGCAGACCAAUGCCCUACGCACGUCCACCCAUGCCCGGCGCUCCAGGCAUGCCUGCGCCUGGCGGCAACAUGCCCGUCGGCCCCCCGCCUGGCUUCCGCCCACCGGGCUUCCCCGGCAUGCCAGGCGGACCGCCCCCCGGCUUCCCAGUGGCCCCACCAGGCGGCUUCCCGCCCCGUCCUCCUCCUGGUUUCGGCAUGCCGCCGCGCCCACAAUGA